This is a messenger RNA of Eruca vesicaria subsp. sativa (arugula), 1470 nucleotides long. Lineage: Eukaryota; Viridiplantae; Streptophyta; Magnoliopsida; Brassicales; Brassicaceae. The record is from the annotation of a GenBank genome assembly.
CUUCAGUUGUGAAUCCGAAGCAAGACCUCGACAACUGUAACGCCACCGCCGCGCCUGAAGGACGACAACAGUCGAGAUGGCCUCUCACUCUCAGGUUUUGGUGGAAGAGAAAUCGAGUGUUAGAAUCUUGACACUGAACAGACCAAAGCAGCUGAACGCUCUGUCCUUCCAAAUGAUCUCUCGGUUGCUGCAACUGUUCCUUGAAUAUGAGGAGGAUUCUAGUGUGAAAAUUGUUAUCCUUAAGGGUCAGGGAAGAGCCUUUUGUGCUGGUGGUGAUGUUUCAGCUGUUGUUCGUGACAUCAGACUAGGCAAGUGGAGACUUGGUGCCAAGUUCUUCUCAGAUGAAUACAUGCUCAACUAUGUUAUGGCCACCUAUAGCAAAACUCAGGUUUCAAUUUUGAAUGGUAUUGUCAUGGGAGGCGGCGCUGGUGUCUCUGUCCAUGGUCGGUUUCGUAUUGCAACUGAGAACACGCUUUUUGCCAUGCCCGAGACAGUUCUGGGACUCUUUCCGGAUGUAGGCGCAUCCUUCUUCUUGUCUAGGCUCCCUGGCUUUUUUGGUAACAUAAGUCAUUUGUUUCUGCAUUUCCUUCAGAAUUCACUAAAGUUUCUCCCUCUCGCACCCUUCUUAUCUUCUUGUUCAGGAGAGUAUGUUGGACUCACAGGAGCUAGGUUAGAUGGCUCUGAAAUGCUUGCUUGUGGUCUUGCAACUCAUUAUCUGCCUUCAACUAGGUUGACUGCUUUGGAAGCAGAACUCUGCAGAGUUGAUUCAAGUGAUCCAACCUUUGUCUCAACAAUUCUCGAUGCAUAUUCUCAGAAACCGCACCUGAAACAGCAGAGUGCUUACCACAGGUUGGAUGUUAUUGAUAGGUGCUUCUCGGGGAGAACAGUGGAAGAAAUUAUAGCUGCACUUGAGAGAGAGAACACCCAUGGAGGCGAUGAAUGGAUCUCAGCCACUAUUCAAGCAUUGAAAAAGGCUUCACCCGCAAGCCUUAAAAUCUCUCUUAGAUCGAUAAGAGAAGGACGAUUGCAGGGGGUGGGGCAGUGCCUUAGCCGUGAGUAUAGAAUGGUGUGUCAUGUGCUAAAGGGAGAUAUAAGCAAAGAUUUUGUGGAGGGGUGCAGAGCCAUAUUGAUAGACAAAGAUAAGAAUCCAAAGUGGGAGCCAUGGCGGCUGGAGGAGAUGAAGGAGGGGAUGGUAGAUCAGUACUUCAAGAGAGUGGAGGAAGAGGAGGAUCUAAAGCUUCCACCAAGGAAAAAUUUGCCUGCCUUAGCAAUGGCAAAGCUGUGAAGUGGAGAAAAGGUGAUGGAGCACUAUUGGUUUAGGUCUGAAAAAGGAAAAUAAAUGUUGUAAACUAGGCUUUUGUGUUGAACUGGCCUUUGCAUAUAUACAUACAUACACGUAUUGAUAAUAAUGCAUAAAUGGAAGGCAAUCAAAAAAUAAUUAUUGUAAUGAAAGAUGACACCAAAUCAAAG